AACAAGCGUUCCCUGACAGCCGGUUGGCGGGGCUUAAGGUGCGAGCAGUGAACUGAUUGGAUGAGAGCGACAGCUGCGGGCUGAGCUGUGUUUGGUCAGAAGUAAACAGGGGAGCUGUCAGUUAACGAGAGGUACCGCCUCCCAGAUUUCAGACUGUGAACUGCUCCGGGACCAGAACCGACAAAACGGGGGAAUUAUCGCUGAUCAGUUAUAGAUGAGUUAGUGAUUAGUUUGUGACCAGGUGAUCGAUCGGGUGCGAGCGGUUUGAUUUUUCGGAGGGGAUGUCCCGGCUGCUGGAGAGCAGGAGACAGGGCAGGAUGAAGGAAACCAACGUGAAGAAUAAGGAGAAGGAGAAGGAGCGUCUGAAGGAGAGAGAGAAGGAGGCAAGAGAGAGGGAGGCCCGCCACAGCAACGGUCACCUGUUCACCUCCCUGACCGUGUCCUCCACCACCUUGUGCUCCUCCUGCAACAGGAGCAUCACGGCCAAGGAGGCGCUCAGCUGUCCAGCCUGUAAUGUCACCAUCCACAACCGCUGCAGAGACAGUCUGGCCAGCUGUGCCAAGAUGAAGCAGAGGCAACAGAAGCUGGCGAUGGCGAGAAACAGUUCAACUUUGCAGAAUGUUGCUCUGCGGACCAAAACUCCGAUGAUGAAGGAGCGUCCGAGCUCAGCCAUCUAUCCCUCAGACAGUCUUCGUCAGUCCCUCCUCGGGUCCAGGCGAGUUCGCACUGGACUCUCACUAGCCAAGAGCGUCUCCACUAAUAACCUUGCAGGGGGUACUGAGGACACUGCAGGUCUCAGGAGGAUUCUCUCUCAGUCCACGGAGUCUUUAAACUUCAGGAACAGGACUUUGUCCAUGGAGUCUCUCACUGAUGACGGUGAGUGGUGGUGGAACCCCCUGCUGGAGGAGCUGCAGGUGGAGGGCAGCUGUGUUCAGGCGGACAGCUGGAGUCUCGCUGUGGAACCAAAAUUCUUGCAGACACUUCACAAAGACCUCAUGAAACAACAGGAUGUCAUCUAUGAGUUGAUCCAGACGGAGUUCCACCAUGUUCGGACAUUACGGAUCAUGGAAGGGGUGUAUCGGCGGGGGAUGCUGGAGGAGGUGAUGCUGGAGGCUGGUGUGGUUCACACCAUGUUCCCCUGUCUGGACCAGCUACUGGAGCUCCAUACCAACUUCCUCUCAGAGCUGCUGAACAGGAGGAAGGAAGGGCUGAUUGAAGGCAGCUCCACCAACUUCACUAUUUACAGAAUCGGUGACCUGCUGCUCAGACAGUUUUCAGUUCAGUUUGCAGACGACAUGAAGAAACUUUACUCCGAAUUCUGCAGUCGACAUCUGAAAGCUGUGAAACUCUACAAAGAAGUUUUUGCUCGCGACCGACGGCUGCAGCAAUUCAUCAGGCGUGUCUGUCGUGGUUCUCUGCUGCGUCGUCAUGGUGUCCAGGAGUGCAUCCUUCUGGUGACACAACGAAUCACAAAGUAUCCUGUCCUGAUCCAACGAAUCCUCGACAACACCAAAGGCAGUGAGGAGGAGGUACAGGUUUUGAGCCGAGUGCUGCAGCUCCUGAAAGAGCUGAUUGGCUCAGUGGACCAAGAAGUGCUGGAGCUGGACCGGACCAGAAGGCUGCAGGAAAUCCAGGCCCACCUGGACCCUCGGGCCCAGGCAGAGGUCCGGGGAGGAGGAGUGUUCAGAGGAGGAGAGCUGCAGAGGAGGAGGCUUCUUCAUGAGGGGGCCCUCCACUGGAAGGUCCAGGGCUCCAGGAUGAAAGAUGUGCAGGUCCUGCUGAUGUCAGACAUCUUGGUUUUUCUUCAGGAGAAAGACCAGAAGUACACCUUUGCAUCACUGGACAAGUCUCCGGUGGUCUCUUUGAAUAACCUGAUUGUCAGAGACAUAGCCAAUCAAGAACGAGGGAUGUACCUGAUCAGUUCCUCUACGCCUCCGGAGAUGUACGAGUUGUAUGCUUCAUCUAAGGAUGACCGAAGGACCUGGAUGAAUCGGAUCCAGGAGGCUGCUGUCAGCUGUCCAUCCAGAGAUGAAUUUCCUCUCAUCGAGACUGAAGACAAAGCUUUGUUGCGACGACUCAGAGCUGACAUCCAGCAGAAGGACAGGGAGGUGCUGGAGCUCCUACAGGAGCGUGUCACUCUGUUUUCUGACCUGGUGGACGCAACAGGAAGAGGAGGAACAGAACAAGAAAGAGGCGUGGAAGUGAGCACCUCCUCAAUCAGGACAACCUCCUGCUCCUCCCGCAGGAACCUGUUCAGAGCUGUCACUCCUCAUGCCUCUCAGGCCGAGCCACUCCUCAUGGCUGCCAUCAGUGAAGUGGACAAACUGACUAAGUUGCUGUUAGAUUCCAAUGUCCAGAAAUCCUCCGUAACCAAUGGCAACCAGGAGCUCAGCAAUGGUAACUCUUGUCCUCUGAACGAAUCUUUUGUGUUGAACGGCAGCUCUUCAAAGGACAGAAACGGUAAUCAGCUGCAGGAACGAACCUUAAAUCAGGAAGUCCGUCAACGAUUGAUCAAUCUGAGCAUGCAGCUUCACGCCCUGCAGGCUGCUGUGAUUUGUCAGGACACAAUCCUUGAGCUGUCAGUCAGUACAUGCCCAGUCCCCUCUACCAACCCAAUUCCUGGCCCAGCCUCCGGGCCUCGCAUCGGUCAGUCAGUGUCUCGAGAUGUGUUGCUAGAUGCCAAUGGAGAGGUGGUGAUGAUGCAGCGGCAGGUGGAACUGCUUCAGGAGGAAGUGACACGACUGCGUUUGAAGGGGGAAGGGCUUGAAAGGAAGGAGCCAGAGCUGAGUGGUGGGAAGAGCAACAGAGAGACCAGUGAAGAACAGGUGGGCCGGAGGCGUGGCAGCAAGGAACUGGAGCCCUGCCCUCUCUACCCUUUGGCUAGUCAGGAUCCAGGUGACAAAUUAGAUGGUGUUCAGGAGGGAAAUGAGGAGGAAGAGGUGGAAGUGAUGAAAAUCUCUCCUCGCUCUGACAGCCCCAGAGACCUGCAGGACAUUCCUGAGGAGAGUGAGUGUGGAGCUGAUCCCAGUUAAUAUCACCACACCUCCACCCGAUGACCCCAGGCACCUCUUCUGAUGUCACUGUGAUGUCACUGGAUGAUCCAGUCACUCUUAGACUUUGAAGAUCAUGUCAUUUCCUGUUUUACAGAAGUUUUUUUUUAGACCAAAUCAGACAUCUGAUUUCAGCUGUUAUAUUUUUGUUACUCAGAUAUUUUCUGAAUGUUGCUGUUUGAUUAGAAACAGGAUUUAUAUCUAUGUGACCUGUUUCCAUUGUCAUGUGCUGGAGUCGGGGCCUGCUGGGAUGGGUGGGGCUGAAUCAGUUAGUAUGAGUCUGCUUCAAACAAACCACUUCAUUCAUCAAGUUAUUCAUCAUCAGUCCUGGAUCUCCAUUGUGAGUUUGAGAAAAGAAGAAAGUUUCACAGUCAUCGUUUUGUCACAGAAAUAGAAAAGAGUUUUACUUUUAAUGCAACUUGUAGCUGUUAGAUGAAGGAUGUGGAAAAAUUUAAACUUACUGAGUGAGUUGACUGUGAUGUCAGUAAGUUCAGAGACAAUGUGGAAAGAGGCACAUUUGAAAUGACUCAGAUCUACACAAGUUCAGUCACCAGCGAUCGGCGCACAGUGCAGCCAGUUAGUUUUCUGUCUGACUUGGUAAAUGGUCUUAUACUUGUAUAGCGCCUUUCUAUGCUUUUACAGCACCCUCAAAGCGCUUGCACACAU
Molecule: messenger RNA, 3716 nt
Organism: Monopterus albus (swamp eel)
Lineage: Eukaryota; Metazoa; Chordata; Actinopteri; Synbranchiformes; Synbranchidae
Gene: arhgef2b
Product: rho/rac guanine nucleotide exchange factor (GEF) 2b
Exons: 22
Coding region: 282-3032 (916 amino acids)
Biological process (GO): actin filament organization; cell morphogenesis; positive regulation of neuron differentiation
Cellular component (GO): cytoskeleton; ruffle membrane
Molecular function (GO): guanyl-nucleotide exchange factor activity; microtubule binding
Source: RefSeq, a predicted model, not a curated record